AUGGACCCAAGCUUAACUAGCUUAGGUACGAGUACAUUGUCUCUCAAAGAACACACCACCGAGUUCUCAAGCUGCAAUAAGGCACCAACAAGAUUUGCGCGUGCCGUUAAUGGAAAUAUCCGUGGCCACCUUUGUUCUCCAUACGACCUAAAUGCAUCUUCCACAUUGAAAGUUCCGGUUUUCACAGCCUCUGCAAGUAAUCCAGUUAGGACAAUAGCAUCUUCUAGUGCACAACAAGCGCCUUGCCCAAGAUUUGGUGUCAUAGGAUGCCAAGCAUCGCCAACUAGGACGACCUUUCCUUUUGAAGAUGGAGGGCUUACUCCCGGCCAAAGCCACCGGUCGACAAGAGGGGUUCUUAUAAUUGUGUCGUCCGGUGAGGAUCGAAUGACGUCCAAAAGCUCUGUGGGCCAAUCUUUAACUAGUGUUUCGGUUUCUUGCCUCAAAAUGGAUGGAUCGCAUAUGCCUGGAGAUGGGCUGUUGAAGCAGACAAACCAGUACACUUUCGUAUGGGAAACUGGCACUUGGAGAUAUACUGAUAAAGCUAAAACCUUAGAUGAUAUCUGGGAUUCGUCCUCAAGUCUCAGAAUGGUUUCACCAUUUUCACUUGUUUCGAUGUUUUUCAAGUUGGAGGAGAACGAAAUUGCGUUCGGGGGAAGCUGGGAAGCAAGUGUCUCUAACAGAAUUCUCCUUUCUACAGCACGAACCUCUUGA
Striga asiatica is the source of this 711-nucleotide messenger RNA. Lineage: Eukaryota; Viridiplantae; Streptophyta; Magnoliopsida; Lamiales; Orobanchaceae. The record is from the annotation of a GenBank genome assembly.